Papilio polytes (common Mormon) is the source of this 1144-nucleotide messenger RNA. RefSeq names its product 26S protease regulatory subunit 10B (gene Rpt4). Gene Ontology annotation, molecular function: ATP binding; ATP hydrolysis activity; proteasome-activating activity. Gene Ontology annotation, cellular component: cytosolic proteasome complex; proteasome regulatory particle, base subcomplex. The coding region runs from base 78 to 1136 and encodes 352 amino acids. The transcript has 9 exons. The record is from RefSeq and is a predicted model, not a curated record. Gene Ontology annotation, biological process: positive regulation of RNA polymerase II transcription preinitiation complex assembly. Lineage: Eukaryota; Metazoa; Arthropoda; Insecta; Lepidoptera; Papilionidae.
GACAUUUAUUUUCAGAAACGUCAAACAAUUGUUGAAAAUCAUUUUCGUGGACGAGUAUUUUCUUAUAAAACUACAAAAUGCCUGCUGGUUCGUCCGCUAUGGAUCCUUUGAGAGAAAAGGCCUUUCAAGAUUAUAGAAAGAAAUUAAUGGAACACAAAGAAAUCGAGUCUAGACUCAAAGAUAUGAGAGAACAGUUAAAGGAUUUAACAAAACAGUAUGAUAAGAGUGAAAAUGACCUGAAAGCUCUUCAGAGUGUUGGUCAAAUUGUGGGUGAAGUUCUGAAACAAUUAACUGAGGAGAAAUUUAUUGUGAAGGCAACAAAUGGUCCACGUUAUGUGGUGGGUUGCCGCAGACAGCUGGACAAGAACAAGCUGAAGGGAGGCACGCGAGUGGCACUGGAUAUGACCACUCUUACUAUCAUGCGUCAUCUGCCUAGAGAGGUUGAUCCUUUGGUGUACAAUAUGAGCCAUGAAGACCCAGGAGAUGUGACUUACUCUGCUAUUGGUGGUCUGCAAGAACAGAUCCGACAGUUGAGAGAAGUAAUAGAGUUGCCAUUAAUGAACCCAGAGUUGUUCCUGCGAGUUGGGAUCACCCCGCCCAAGGGCUGCUUGUUGUACGGACCUCCGGGGACUGGGAAAACUUUGCUGGCGAGAGCCGUCGCUUCACAACUUGAUGCUAACUUCUUGAAGGUGGUAUCCUCAGCUAUAGUAGAUAAAUACAUCGGAGAGUCAGCGCGUCUUAUCCGGGAGAUGUUCAACUACGCACGAGAUCACCAGCCUUGUAUUAUAUUUAUGGACGAAAUUGAUGCUAUCGGUAAGCUGGACCCCGCGCUGCUGCGCCCCGGCCGCCUGGACAGGAAGAUUGAGAUACCCUUGCCCAAUGAACAGGCCAGAUUGGAGAUCCUGAAGAUCCACGCGGCACCGAUCGCGAAGCACGGAGAGAUGGACUACGAAGCGGUAGUUAAACUAUCUGAUACCUUCAAUGGCGCUGAUUUACGUAAUGUUUGUACUGAAGCUGGAUUAUUCGCGAUUCGAGCUGAAAGAGAAUAUAUUAUUCAGGAGGAUCUUAUGAAGGCUGUGCGGAAAGUCGCCGACAACAAGAAGUUAGAGAGCAAACUCGACUACAAACCGGUUUAAACUGGCAU